AUGGAGGCCGUCACGAGACAGCACUUUUUCUUCCACGACCAGCCGCUCCGCGCCUUUCCCGCGCACAAGACCAUCCCCGUCACCAUCGUCAACGAGGUCGACCAGGCCGUCAUCCCGCCCAACUUCCGCUUCGUCGACCGCAUGGUCCUGCGCCGCGGCGUCGAGCCCGCUGAGGAUAGCUUCCGCAGCGGCUGCUCGUGCGAGUCCGACGACGCGUGCCAGUACACGGGCUGCCUGACGAAGAGAAAGGCGUACGCGUAUCACUCGCACGGGGCCAAGGCGGGCCUGCUGCGCUCCAAGAUGCUCAACUCCAAGGAGCCGCUGUACGAAUGCCAUGCCGGCUGCUCGUGCUCCAUGAGCUGCCCCAACCGGGUUGUCGAGCGAGGGCGAACCGUGCCGCUGCAGAUAUUCCGCACCCCCGAUAGGGGCUGGGGAGUACACGCCCAGGCGGCCAUCAAAAAGGGCCAGUUCGUCGACCGCUACUACGGCGAAAUCAUCACCUCGGCCGAGGCCGACCGCCGGCGCACCGCCGCCGCCUUCUCCCAGCGCAAGGACGUCUACCUCUUCGCCCUCGACAAGUUCACCGACCCGGACUCGCUGGACGCGCGCCUCCGGGGCCCGCCGCUCGAGGUCGACGGCGAGUUCCAGUCGGGCCCGACGCGCUUCAUCAACCACUCGUGCGAGCCCAACCUGCGCAUCUUUGCGCGCGUCGGCGACCACGCCGACAAGCACAUUCACGACCUGGCGCUCUUUGCCAUCAGGGACAUUCCCAGGGGGGAGGAGCUGACGUUUGAUUACGUCGACGGGGUGAUGACGGGGGACUUGGCCGGGAUGGAGGAGCAGGAGGCGCAUGGCGAGAUGGCCAAGUGUUUGUGCGGGAGCCGCAAGUGCAGGGGAUAUCUGUGGUGA
Trichoderma reesei QM6a is the source of this 909-nucleotide messenger RNA. Its product is annotated as histone H3 methyltransferase. The record is from RefSeq and is a predicted model, not a curated record. Bases 1 to 909 code for a protein of 302 amino acids. The transcript has 4 exons. NCBI's taxonomy places the organism in Eukaryota, Fungi, Ascomycota, Sordariomycetes, Hypocreales, Hypocreaceae. Gene Ontology annotation, molecular function: zinc ion binding; protein binding; histone methyltransferase activity. Gene Ontology annotation, cellular component: nucleus.